Molecule: messenger RNA, 3112 nt
Organism: Nicotiana tabacum (common tobacco)
Lineage: Eukaryota; Viridiplantae; Streptophyta; Magnoliopsida; Solanales; Solanaceae
Source: RefSeq, a predicted model, not a curated record
AGCCAUCCACCAUUUUAGAAGGACCCCUUCCCCCAUCAGAUUUUUCAUCUUCUCCAUCACAAAGACCUAACUAAUUCAAAAAGGCCUGAGGCAACCAAAACAGCCGCAAGAGACCACACAAAGCAAAAAGAAGAAAAUUCCUCUACGGCAAGGAUUCCCCUCUAAGAAAUCUCUUUGAACCCAUCAUAUUUUUCACAUUCUGAUUUGAGAAAGAAGCCACAUAUCAUCAUAUACACACAUAAUAACUCAUCCACCCUUUAUUUUAAGAAGAUCAAACAUGUACACCCAAGAAAAAGCAGAGAACGGACCUGCAAAAAAAUGGAUGAAAAAUUAGAAAAGGGGGAAAUUAAGAGGAUGAACGGAGGGGACCAGGAGUGACUAAAAUUAAAAGCAUCUGACUCACCCCUUUUAAAAUACCAUAGUCGUUGCUCUCUUCAUUCUUCAAUUUCGGAAAUUUAGGUUCAAAGAUGGGGUCAAGCUGAAAUGGAUUUUCGAUUUGGAGUGUCCGUUAGAGGUCGGUUCUCGGUUCCUGCUUCAUAUUGUUGCUGUAUUUUCUUCGGGCCUUCAUCUUGUUGAAUCUGCUUCAAAACAUAUUUCUUUACAUAUUAAAAGAGAAGCACUUAACAGGAUGGAUACAAUAUGUAUUAUAGUUGCUUUUAAUGGUAUAUGGACUGCAAACUAUAAGUAUCUUGAUCAUCAAACAAAGCUUGUUCUAGUACCUGAGGCAAUUCAAUUUGAAGAUUUCAUUAACCAGGUCUUUGAAGUUAUUGAAUUAGAUAGAGACAAGUUUGAAGCAAUGAUAUGGUUUGAUAUCAACCUGGUAAACAACAAGGGAAUACUUGUAUCGAAAUAUUUAGAUCUUCACACAUGUAUAGAGUUACUAAAAAUUCAUUCACUCUUCAAAGGGUUGUCGUUUCAUUGUUGAUGUUUCAGAAAGAGUUUUUGGUUCUACAAGCACCUUUGAACAUGUCAAUAUAGAAACUCACCAAGACAAUCAAGACAAUUGCCAACAGAUAAUGGCAAUAGAUGUGGUUGAAGCUAAACCAAUAACUGAAAAGGUGCUUCAAACAUUUGAUUCUAUUCAAGUGAAAGGACAAAGCAUUAUAGAUAUUAACAACGAACUAGUUUUGAGUAUUCAAGUCUUAGAGAGUGCACCGGUAAUAGAAGAAGUUGAUGAAAAAAACUCUACUCAACUAACUAGACGAAGCUCAAAUUCAAAACAAAAAGAAUCCCCAACUACGAUAUUAAGAGAAAAUGCUUCAUUGGAUGAAAUAAAAGUGGGAUCAAUAUUUGACAAAAAGAAGAGUAUAAUUAACUAUUUUUCGAAUUUAGCAAUUAAAGGACAUUUUGAAUUCAAGGUUGUUAGAUCAAGCUCAACAAGAUAUUCGUUGAAAUGUAAUGAUGAUAGGUGUGAGUGGUGUGUGCGUGCUUUCAGAAUUAAAGAUUCAACACUAUUCAAGAUAGUAAAGAUUAAGAAAAAUCAUGACUGCUCAGUUAACACUAUGAAAGUUGAUCAAAGGCAUGCAACUUCAAAGUUGAUUAGUGAUUACAUUAUUGACAAUCUUCAAGACCCAAGGUUUGAAGUUACACCAACCUUUUUCAUGGCAGAAAUGCAAAAAUUGCAUGGACUAGACAUUGGUUAUCACAAGGCGUGGCGUGCUAUUCAACGUGCUUCACCUUUAAUAAGAGGAACUUAUGAAUUAUUGUCUUCAUACUUGUAUAUGAUGAAAAGUAAAAACCCGGAAACAUACACUAACAUAAAGAUAGACGACAACAACAGGUUUCUUUAUAUGUUUUAUGCAUAUGGAUCAUCAAUAGCUGGUUGGAAUCAUUGUAGACCAGUGAUUGCUAUUGAUGCAACUUUUUUGAAGUCAAAAUAUCAUGGUGUUUUAAUGAUUUCAGUUUCAAAGGAUGUAAAUAACCAAAUAUUCCCACUAGCCUUUGGAAUUACAGAAUCUGAAAAUAACAAUUCCUAUGAGUGUUACUUUAGUGAGCUUCGCAAUGCAAUUGGGAGCCGUGAUAAUUUAAUUUUCUUAUUGGACAUGAAUGAAUCUAUUACACAUGGCAUCACAAAUGUAUAUCCUGAAAGCCACCAUGAGAUUUGUAUCAAUCAUUUGGAGCAGAACCUAAAGCGAAGAAAAGUAAAAAUUGAGGUCAUAAAACUUUUCCAAAGUGCUGCAAGAGUAUACAAGCGCAAAGAAUUUAAUCUAUACGUGUCAGAUAUAACAAAAUUUGAUAUGGAGACUUUUGACUACUUGAUGGAAGAACCACCGGAAAAGUGGGCACGUUCUUGUAGUCCACGACGAAGAUAUGUCAUGCUCACAACAAACAUAGUUGAGUCAAUGAAUUCUGUGCCAUUAGAAGCAAGGGAGCUGCCUAUAUUAAGAAUGAUGGAUUUCAUCCAAGUGAAGCUACGACGGUUGGUUUUAUGAAAGAAGAAAUGAAGCAGAAGGAACUUUUUAUAACGUUUCUUGUUGGGUAGAAGAGGAAUUGAAGAAAAAGAUAGAUUUAGCUUUUACUUUAAAUGUAAAUAUUAUAUUCUUACUUUAGCUUAUUAUUUUAAUGAUAAUUUAACAUAAUGUACUAACUUAUAAUAUUUCAACUUUGAAGGUCUUCCAUGUUGAUUCAUGGUGUUCUAGAGUUGAGGAAAAAGGAAUUACUUUUUUGGUGGAACUUAAACAAAAGAACAUGUGAUUAUUUUCAGUUUCAAUUUGAUGAAUUACCAUGUAUACAUACAAUUGAAGCUAUCGAGAAGACAAACAUCAAGAAGUCCAAUUUCUGCUCCGACUGGUACUUAAAGGAAUCUUGGCUGAAAUUAUAUGAAGAACAAAUACAUCCUGUAGGACAUACGAAUUCUUAGAUUGUACCAGAGAGUGUUAAGUCACAAAUUAUUAAACCUCCAGAUUUCAAAGUCCUGCCAGGUAGAAGGCAGAAAAAAAGACAUAUUCCAGCUACCGAAUCAUCAAAAGUAACAUUCAAAUGUGGUCUUUACAAAAGAAUUGGUCAUAAUAGAACAUCUUGUAUAUAUUCUCCGGUAGUCCAUCUAUUUUCAAGGAAGCAUAGAGAAUAAUAGAUAUAUCCACUUAUGUUUAUCUAUACUUUUAAGUUUUUG